Messenger RNA from Microthlaspi erraticum, 240 nucleotides. The record is from the annotation of a GenBank genome assembly. NCBI's taxonomy places the organism in Eukaryota, Viridiplantae, Streptophyta, Magnoliopsida, Brassicales, Brassicaceae.
AUGAGAAACCGAAGGGAAGAAAAAGAACACACCUUCGAUUUGCUCGAGAACCUUGAAACGGAUCAGCGCUGCGGAGAUGCUGAAGAGUCUUGGAUUCCGACACCUGGCGGCGAGCGAGUGGGACGGUUGCCUAUUGGUUGUGCGGGGGUGAGCAGCGUGGAGCAUAAGAUGGGACAGGGCGGAGAGAUUGUCGAGUCUGUGUAUCGUAUGUGCACAGCGGAGAAACGGAGAAAUGGGUGA